This is a messenger RNA of Fundulus heteroclitus (mummichog), 2200 nucleotides long. Its product is annotated as endoplasmic reticulum-Golgi intermediate compartment protein 2. The transcript is spliced from 13 exons. The record is from RefSeq and is a predicted model, not a curated record. Bases 296 to 1423 code for a protein of 375 amino acids. Gene Ontology annotation, biological process: endoplasmic reticulum to Golgi vesicle-mediated transport; retrograde vesicle-mediated transport, Golgi to endoplasmic reticulum. Lineage: Eukaryota; Metazoa; Chordata; Actinopteri; Cyprinodontiformes; Fundulidae. Gene Ontology annotation, cellular component: membrane; endoplasmic reticulum; COPII-coated ER to Golgi transport vesicle.
CGGCAGCGAAUCGGCUUCUCCCACGUGACUUCCUUCAUGUGUUUCGUUUCCUGAUUACUAAACAACAAAUGCACCUUAACCGUAGAAAACAAAACAAAACACGGCUUUAAAACGGCGUUGUCUUGUUUUGUUUGUUGCGUGUUUAAAGCUUAGCCGUACGGACCCGUUAGCAGGACGACGACGUUUAGCUCGGUAGUUGUCAUGGUAACUCUUGCCUGAAUGUAUUCCAGCUAGCUAGCAGCCCGAAAGUAUCCACUUUUAUGAGGGGUUUAUCCCUCCGGCGCCGGUCCCAAACAUGAGGAGAAUAUCCAGGAAGAAAGCCCUGACUCUGGUGAAGGAAUUGGAUGCUUUUCCCAAAGUGCCCGAGAGCUACGUGGAGACAACAGCCAGCGGAGGGACAGUGUCUCUGGUAGCUUUCUCCCUCAUGGCUGUCCUCGCCUUCCUGGAGUUCUUUGUGUACAGAAACACGUGGAUGAACUAUGAAUACGAGGUGGACAAAGACUUCACCAGCAAACUCAGGAUAAAUGUGGACAUCACAGUAGCCAUGAGGUGCCAGUACAUAGGAGCAGAUGUCCUGGAUUUGGCAGAGACUAUGGUUGCUUCAGAUGGUUUAAAAUAUGAACCAGUCAAGUUUGAACUCCCACCUGAGCGAAAACUGUGGCACAUGACUCUCCUCCACAUCCAGGAGCGUCUCCGAGUGGAGCACUCUUUGCAGAACGUGCUCUUCAAGUCUGCAAUGAAAGGACCUUCUCCUGUUCCCAGUCAAAGUGAGGACACCUCCAGUUCACUCAGUGCCUGCAGGAUACACGGGCACCUGUAUGUCAACAAAGUGGCGGGGAAUUUCCACAUCACUAUUGGAAAGUCCAUACCGCACCCUAGAGGUCACGCCCAUCUAGCUGCACUAGUCAGCCAUGACUCUUACAACUUCUCUCACCGGAUUGACCACUUAUCUUUUGGGGAAGAGAUCCCAGGACUGAUCAACGCUCUGGAUGGCACAGAAAAGAUCACUACUGACGCAAACCACAUGUUUCAGUACUUCAUCACCAUUGUACCCACCAAGCUAAACACCUACAAGGUGUCUGCAGAAACCCACCAGUACUCGGUCACCGAGCGGGAGCGAGUUAUAGACCACGCAGCAGGCAGCCACGGAGUCUCUGGGAUCUUCAUGAAGUACGACAUCAGCUCACUGAUGGUCAAAGUCACAGAGCAGCACAUGCCUCUCUGGCAGUUCCUCGUCAGACUCUGUGGCAUCAUUGGAGGCAUAUUUUCCACGACAGGCAUGAUCCACGGCAUGGUGGGAUACCUGGUCGAUGUGGUGUGCUGCCGUUUCCAAAUGGGGAUCUACAAACGUAUAAAUGCUCCCCUGGACGGUCAAGCAGACGGUCAGAUGGUAGCUCCUACAGGAAGUUACUCUGAGCAAUGACAGGAAACGCUCCCUCUGAGCCAGGGGCUACAACCAGAUGCUGCGUUUACGCUGUUCAAGUUUACAAACUCCAACCUGUUUGUAAUUUCCUUAAUGGUAGAACAUUUUUUUUAUUGUCAGUGAAACAGAAAUCAGAAAACUAGUCAUGCACUUGGAAGAGAUUGUAAUUCAAUUUCCAGGAAGCUGACAGUUUAAUAGACAAACCAUGUUGGCCCAGUGUUUGUUGAAUUUUUAGGCUAAUUUAACUUUUUUUUUUUUUUUUUUUUUUUUUACAACUUUACAGCAAAUCCUUUACAUCUGUUGAAAAAAAAACGUUUCAGAUUUAUGGAUAUUUCAGAAAACCUGUAUUGGUGUACUGUGCCUUUAAGGGUGAAUAUUAUAGGAAAGGGGUUGUGUUGUGGGAGGAUGAUGUGUGAAUUAUAAUUACUGACUUUCAAACUGACAACGGUGCUCUCUUGGUUGAAAACUGCAUCACUUUUAGUUGCAAGAAAUUAUUUAUUGAUAACCUAAUAAUUUGUGACACAACAUUGGUGAUUGUGAAGAAUUUAAAGUCUGCCUUUUUGCAGGAUCUUAAGAGGUUUUUGUCAUUUUCUUGGGUCUACCUCCUGAAGUCAGGAGUUAGGGUUAGGGGGUUAGUGUGAAACUGCUUUUUAUUAUGCCAUGUUUUUUAUACAUGGGUAUAAACUUAAGUGAAGGGAAACUUAAAAUCCUGUCACAUUUAUGAUGGUUUAUGAUUCGCGUAUUUUGUUUGUAUUGUGAUAAAGGGUGUAAAAUUGA